AUGUAUUCUCUAACCUGCAUAGACGGGUACAAAAUUCCCGUUCGCGAGGAAGUCUACGUCUUGGACAUCCUUCCUCUCACAUCGGGACCAGCCACCAUUUCAUCAGACCAAAAACUUUCACUCUUCAACCCCGCCAAUCUGAGCGCGGGGCCACCUGUUAACCUACUCACACGACACGGAAAUAUCACUUGCGCCAAGGUGUUCCAUGCAGGAAAUGCUAUUGUAUGUACGGCGGGCGAGGAUGGGAGCGUAUCGAUGUGGGACUUAAGACAAGAUGCGAGGCAAGCUGAGGUUGCAAGACUAACAGAUAAUCGAUAUCCCGUAUUAUCCCUAGCGUGCUCGAGUGCAGGUUUCUCAGUCGUAGCUGGUACCGAAUUGCAGGACCAUCAAGCAUCCAUAUUAGUGUGGGACGUCCGCUCAACACCCACUCCGAAACUCCAUUACAAGGAAGUGCAUAGCGACGAUGUGACAGAGCUUAACUUUCACCCAAGCGACCAUAACAUCCUCCUCUCAGGGUCAACAGAUGGUCUCGUGAAUAUCUGCGAUACCAGAAUUACCGAUGAGGAUGAGGUUAUAAUCCAGACUUUCAACCAUGACUCCUCCAUCCACCAUGCGGCAUUUUUGAACGACACCGAAGUGUUUGCGCUAUCUCAUGAUGAAAAAUUGGCGCUUUAUGAUGUAGCCGAAAGCCACGAGAACGGAGCCGCCACAGUUGACUUCGGGGAUAUGAGGGAGGUCCUCGGCUGCCAAUAUAUCGCCAAUGUAUUCGCGAAGUCGAAUAGCGCCGGAGCCGUGAUCGGUGCUGGUACACAUGAUAAACAAUCGUUCGAGAUGGUCUACCUGACAAAAAGUCAAGCCUGGAAUUUUGAUCGAGAUAGCAGUGUCGUCCUGCCUGGAGCACAUUCUUCCGAAAUUGUCCGAAGUUUCUGCUUCUACGAUGAAGCGCAGACGGUUUUCAGCGCCGGCGAGGAUGGAUAUAUAAAAGCUUGGAGGCCCAACGCAUAA
Hypoxylon trugodes is the source of this 1005-nucleotide messenger RNA. Its product is annotated as WD40 repeat-like protein. The transcript has 5 exons. Gene Ontology annotation, molecular function: protein binding. NCBI's taxonomy places the organism in Eukaryota, Fungi, Ascomycota, Sordariomycetes, Xylariales, Hypoxylaceae. Bases 1 to 1005 code for a protein of 334 amino acids. The record is from RefSeq and is a predicted model, not a curated record.